Molecule: messenger RNA, 1750 nt
Organism: Zingiber officinale
Lineage: Eukaryota; Viridiplantae; Streptophyta; Magnoliopsida; Zingiberales; Zingiberaceae
Product: alpha/beta hydrolase domain-containing protein 17C-like
Exons: 5
Coding region: 333-1229 (298 amino acids)
Source: RefSeq, a predicted model, not a curated record
AUGUAAACGUAUGAACGUGCAAUUUGAUCCAUAACGAACGUCCAUCACCCACCUGCUUCGAUUUCCUUCUUCUUCCUCAGCUGCUGCUGCUUCUUCUUCUUCUUCUCUCUCUCUUUUUUUCUCUUUCUCUUUCUCUUUCUGAAUUUGCAGCGAGAGCAGCACCAAAAGAAGAGAAAGAAAAAAAAGCAGGCGGAGGAGGCGAGGGAGAAAGCUGGAUUAUGAGAGAUUGUGCCGCUAAUUUGACCAAAAGUGGGAAUUUUGGCCGUCAAUUUGACCAAAGGUGGGAUUUUUAGGAGGAAGAAGUCGGGAGAGGAGGUGAGGUUGAGGGGGACAUGGGGAACGUGACGUCGUCGGUGGCGGCGCGGUUCGCGUUCUUUCCACCGGAGCCGGCCACUUACGAGGUAUUCCGGGAGGGGGGCGGCGGCGGCGGCGGCGGGGAGGGCAGGCUGCGCCUGUCGGGGUUAUCGCCGGAGAAAAACGUGGAGGUGCACGUGGUGGAGACCAAGGCCGGGAACCGGGUGGUGGCCACCUUCUGGCGCCACCCCGCCGCCCGCUUCACGCUCCUCUACUCCCACGGCAACGCCGCCGACCUCGGCCAGAUGCUCGACCUCUUCCACGAGCUCCGCGCCCACCUCCGCGUCAACAUCAUGAGUUACGAUUACUCGGGUUAUGGAGCAUCUACAGGGAAGCCAUCUGAGUUCAAUACAUAUUACGACAUAGAAGCCGUGUUGGAUUGCUUGAAAGAAGAGUACGGUAUAAAACAAGAGGAGCUCAUUUUGUACGGUCAGUCAGUUGGCAGCGGACCAACGUUGCACCUGGCUGCGCAAUUACAGAAACUACGAGGUGUUGUCCUCCAUAGCGCAAUCCUCUCGGGCAUACGAGUGUUGUAUCCUGUAAAAGUGACAUUUUGGUUCGAUAUCUUUAAAAAUAUCGAUAAAAUUCGAUUGGUGAACUGCCCCACUUUCGUCAUACAUGGAACUGCAGACGAUAUUGUCGAUUGGACUCACGGUAAGCGAUUGUGGGAACUAUCGAAAGAAAAGUAUGAUCCACUUUGGAUCAAGGGUGGUGGUCACUGCAACUUAGAGACUUACCCCGAAUACAUCAAGCACCUAAAAAAGUUCAUCAGCGCGAUGGAGAAGCUUUCCGCGAAACAAGCCAAACAAAACAGUCAACCGCCAUCGGCUAUUAGAGAAGUGAAACACAACAAGUGUUUACGAUUCGGGAAGUGACCGUGUGAUUAACGAUUCGGGAGGUUCAUCUCCAGCCUUGUCUUAAUUCUUUGAACAAUUCUUGCGGAUACGACAGGUUUCUAGUGGCGCCAGUCUUGAGGCCUAUAUGAUCAGCUGAAGACCGAUAACAAAAUAUCCAUACAGAAGGCUUCACGAUUUGUCUGAGAGGACACUGAAGAGUUGGAAGUGUUUUUUCGAAGAUCAUGAAGCAAUCAAGCAUGUUCCCAAGAAUUGAAUUCUUUGCAAAAGACUUUUUACUCUAACACUAGUUCUUUUUUGUAAGAUGUGAGCGAACCAUGUUCGACAUAGAUGAGAUUGUGUUCCUUUUGGGGGACAGCAAACAAGAGAUGACGCGAAGGAUGAGAAUCGGGUGAUCAUUAUAUUAGUCGGAAACUGUUGUCACUUGUAAAUUGAAGUAGAAAGAUAUGUAGGAGGAUGAUGCUAUCCAUCAGUUCUUUGAUGUUAUCCUUCUUUUUACCUCUAACCAAAGCUAGUAGGUUUGAGGCCAUUUGUGCCCUCUA